AUGCGUUUUGCUUGCUUUCGGUUGCGUGAUGUUCGACGUGGAGGUGGUUUUAUGUCAAUGACUAGUCGUGGUGAUUAUUGUUUAUCAUCAUCGUCGUCAUCAAAUCUCGAUCUAAGAGGAUCAUGGUUCGAUGAAAAAUCACGUGAUCGUUUUCGUGAACCACUUGGUUCAAGCUCGUUUGAACAUGAUGAAAACGAUUGGGUAUUCGAAGAUGGACCUUCAGUCAAAAUAAUCUUCAUUUCACUGUUGUUGUUUGAUCCUGUGGUAUUUCCUCUAUAG
This is a messenger RNA of Didymodactylos carnosus, 279 nucleotides long. NCBI's taxonomy places the organism in Eukaryota, Metazoa, Rotifera, Eurotatoria, Philodinida, Philodinidae. The record is from the annotation of a GenBank genome assembly.